Messenger RNA from Capsicum annuum, 1000 nucleotides. Its product is annotated as EPIDERMAL PATTERNING FACTOR-like protein 6. Bases 420 to 794 code for a protein of 124 amino acids. NCBI's taxonomy places the organism in Eukaryota, Viridiplantae, Streptophyta, Magnoliopsida, Solanales, Solanaceae. The record is from RefSeq and is a predicted model, not a curated record. Gene Ontology annotation, biological process: stomatal complex development; guard cell differentiation. The transcript has 3 exons.
AAUACCACAUGAAAAAAAUCUCCAAUAACAAUACCGAACACCAAAUGAAAAAAAAAAAACAAAUGUUGAUUUUCUUUUGACUUCUUACAUAUUUACAUUUUAAUAUUUUUAACCUUUUAAUAAAAGUCCUGACUCCGCAAUUCAUCGGUACUCCCAACAAUUAUCAGUAAAUAUAUGUGCUCUCCUCAGUCAUUCAAAAACUUUUCUGUCCAAACCCUCAGUGUCACUACCACUUCUACAGAAAAAAAAUCUUGAACAUCCCAAAAAACUAAUUUUGCAUUUAGCAAAUCUUGAUUAAGAAAAGUACCCUUUGAGUGAUCAAAAAUGAUCCAAAGUUAAUUAAUCACUUUUAUAUUUGGGAUCUUGAUUUAACCGAUCUUUGUGAUAUAAUUACAUCAUAAUUUUUUCUCUUGUUGUCCAUGGAGUACUACUACUUGAAUGUCAAAUGGAGGAUAAUACACAAAAAAUUCCUCCUAUUUUUUACAAUCUCCUCUUUGUUCUUCACCUUUUUGGCAGCCUACAAUUCCUUCAACUCUACAAGUCUCUUUGAAAUCAAUUUUGGAUUGGGUGCUAAAGCUGAUUUUUCCUUCCAGAGAUUGAAGAAGGCCACAGGAAGUACAAGGAGGAUUUUAGGUGGGCUAGGAUCAUCGCCGCCGCGGUGCACGUUAAAAUGUGACAAGUGUAUCCCAUGCCAUCCGGUCCACGUGACGGUGCCACCGGGUACUCCGGUGACAGCAGAGUACUAUCCAGAAGCUUGGAGGUGCAAGUGUGGCAACAAGUUGUACAUGCCCUAAUUAUAUCAUCAUUUUUAUGUGUUACACUUAAUUUAAUUUAUGACUAGUUAGGAAUAUCAACAUGAACUAAUUAAUUGACGCUUACUCUAUAUUAUGAGGAAAUGAUAGUGAUAGCAGUAUGAUUUGUAAAUAGUAUCCAUUGAGGAUUUGAUUACAUAUUUGUAUUUCCUCUGUUUAAUUUAUGUGGUACCGUGUGAUUGAUUUGA